Messenger RNA from Panicum virgatum (switchgrass), 3453 nucleotides. RefSeq lists its product as uncharacterized. The record is from RefSeq and is a predicted model, not a curated record. NCBI's taxonomy places the organism in Eukaryota, Viridiplantae, Streptophyta, Magnoliopsida, Poales, Poaceae. The transcript is spliced from 8 exons. The coding region runs from base 1238 to 2887 and encodes 549 amino acids.
UCUAUCUAUUAUUGCUCUAUUUAAAACUUAGUUAUUCAAAAAUAAUAACAUAACUACAAGCAGUCAAAUAUUAUGAAAAUAAAAAAAUAAUCUGAAUUACUACAAUAUAUCAUGCCAAUAGAUAGGUUGCAUUUUUAGAAAAAUUUUAAUACCCCUUUCGUAUUUUUUUAUCUAAAAUAAAUUAUUUAUAAUUUUUUUAGUUUAAAUUUGAAUAUUAUUAAUUCUCACAAAAUACAAAACCACCUUAGAAACCAUCCCAAGAUUCAAAUUUGUAUGGUUUUAAUAGUUGGAUGGUCUAUGUUAUUCGGUUUUGUAGUUAAAUGUUGGAAAUCAAACUUAUGCGAUAGUUCGAUAGUGUAAAGUGGACUUUUCCCUUUAAAGAAAGUUGGGCAAUAUUUUAACAAUGGACGUUGACGGAUGUGUGUCUAUAUAAGGAAUUUGAAAGUGACAAAAUACUAAGCUAAUGAUUGAUCAUAAUAAUGUUAACCUGAACUUCUCUUGAGAUAAAAAAAAAGAGUGGAAUUCAACUCAAACAUAAGUAAAACUCACAGGUUAUUCCCAACAUUUUUUUUGGAAUUACAAUUACGUCACGACUCACGAAGGAACACGCACAGACGAGUAUGUGAACGAGCAUGUGAGCCGAGGGGUAGUUUGGACCUUCCACGAUGUAUACUGCAGGAGGUGAAAAUCAUUUGACUCGUGUCGCUUGCUCUGCUCGCUCGCAACGGAAAACAGGGGGCACAAGGAGAAAGGCAGAAAGCCCCCGUUCCUCCUCGGCUCCUCCCUCUCCCCUGACCUGCCAAUCACCCACCCCCCUCUCACCUUCUCCAAUCAAGGCAUCUCGUCUCCCUGGUCUAGGACUCGCACCGCGGCGGCGCAAUGGACAUCGUGGUGUGUGAGAUAUGUGGCAGUAGUAGCAGGCCUGAGCUUAUUGCAAACUGUGCUCGGUGCAAUGCUUAUGAGCACUGGUACUCCUUGCUAUCUAGUUUUUGCCCCUUUGUUUUUUCAAAUCCUAAGUUCUUGAAAAAUCUACUUAUACAACUGGCCAUCUGCCUUGCAUAUGUGUGUGUUUAUGCUGAUUAAUUGCUUGACAUUUUUCUACAUAAUGAUGUCUUGAGAGCAGGAACUAGCAAGAGAAGUAGAUGAUAGCUGAAUAUCUGUAAUGAUAUGAAAUCAGUAUGGCUUCAGGAUAGAUAUGUGUAUGAAUUAUGCUUGAAACUUUCUUAGCUACUUUAUAAUGUGUUAUUUCUAUUUAAUUUACUCUGUGGUAAUAAAGUUAUUUAAAAUGAAUGUGCAAUUUUUUUUAUUUAGCUCUCUGAGAGUUUUGUCGUUUUCCAUUCGAAGUUAUUGUAUGCAGGUGGUGACAUAUGUGAUUCCACAUGAAUGGUAUUGUGCCGGAUGCCAGGAAUAUGCUAACGGGUGCCCAAAACCUAGUCAAAGUGGGCAAACUCAGCUCCAAAACCCAUGGCAUGGUUGUGAUAGCAUGAAGGAAAGGGAAACUGUGAAGUUGAACCUCAGUCACAGCAAUGUGGUGAAUCAAAUUGAUCCCAGAUCUUCAAAUAAAUUUGGAAAUGCUAAAGUGAAAUUCAUUUCUUCUGAAGAAGUGGCAUCAUUGAGUAGAGAGAGGCCAUCGUAUGUUAGGUCAAGGUUUGCUGUGCAGCGAAGUAAGGUUCACCCGCCAUCUCCUCCAAAUACAAAACACUCAUCCAAUUUGAAGUGUGUAUCCCCCAGCAGGAGUGACACACAAGUGCAAGCUCUGAAACGAUGUGCUGUUGCAAAUCAUGAUCAAACGAAAAUCGUGCAUAGGUCAUAUUUAGCUACUCAGCAAAGACGGGUUCAUCCUGCAUCUCCUCCAAGCGUGAAGCAGCCAUCCAAUAUGAAAUCAAUAUCCCCCAGUAGGAGUGACAUGCAAGUGCAAGCCCUGAAACAAUGUGCUGCUGCAAGUCGUGAUCAGGCAAAGAUUGAGGGCAGGCCAGAUUUUGCUAUACGGCAAAGACAAGUUCAUCCUGCAUCUCCUCCGCAUGUGAAACAGUUGGCAAAUAUGAAGUGCAUAUCCUCCAAUAGGACUGAAACGCAAGUGCAUAGCAUGAAACAAUCUGCUGCUACCUAUCAGGAUCAGGCGAAGAUUGAUGGCAUAAGCAUGAAAUGGGACACGAGAGCUGGUGGUUCCAUGUCUACAAUUCAUAGAUGUAGAACAAGUGAACUGGUUAAAGUAAAUGUUGACUCCAUGUUUGAACAAGAAGCUAGAGAAAUGAAGAUAGUGAAAGCACAUGAAGGCGAAAUCAACUCUGAGAUUGAGGAUGGGCCUAGGGAAACUGGAACAUUAUGUGCUUCAGACGGUGAUACUGUAAGCAAAUCUGAAACGGAGAGUCUGAACCAGAAUAGAGACGUGAUACUCUGCAUCGAUUCAAGUGUGGAGUAUACAAGACGCCCACCACGUGCCAUUUGUUGGAAGGGAUGCUUUCAUGUCUUGGAUGCUGGAGCAAAUCUUAAUCUUGGUGAAUUUAAAGCCCAGUUUCCAUCAAAAGUGUCAUCCAAAGUUUAUGAUAUUGUCAAGAUGAUACCCAAUAAUCUACAAUUGCAGUUAUUACCUCGAAUGAAUGACUGGCCAAAGUCUUUUGAGAUUACCAAUCCAGUUUACGAAGACAUUGGCUUGUUCUUCUUUUCUAAUGAACCUGAUGGGCAUGAAAAACACUCUGAUUUAUUGGAAGCCUCCAGCAAUUAUGUUCUAAGGGCGUAUAUUGAUGGCAUAAAGUUGUUGAUAUAUUCCUCGGAAGUGCUUCCUCCUGAUUCUCAGUGGAUAGAUGGUGAGAACUACUUAUGGGGGGUGUUUGUAAGAUCGAAGGGAAAGAGAGAUCCUCGGCAAUUCGGUUCAACCACUACAUGACCAUUUCAUUUCCCUGGGCAUGGUAGUGUACAAGAGCAAAAAGGUAGUCAAAUCCAGAGGUGGUCAAGUGGACUCUCCUUUAUAUGUACUAGUGGCAUCUUCAUAUUGUAAUACAGUCAUCGCACUUUUUUGUGUCCAUCUGAUUCUGACCUUGUAACCGAAGGGAGAAGCUCGAGCUCCAUCAUUCGGGAGGAUUUUGCCGUGCUGGUCUAACAAUACAUUUUUUUUUUGGUUCUGAUCUGAAACUGCUCCUGUAUAGCAUGGCAACCAUCAGCCUAGCAAACUCUUGCAGUCUGCAACUUGCUCUGUGAUGUAUAUCCGUUGUUUACCACAUUUGCGUGGUUGAUCUACUGUGAUUGAAUGGUGCGAAACGGAGAGCUGUACUGUUUCCCCUUUAUCACUGUUUGUGUUGUAAAAAUUGAAAUGUAUAAAAGCAGGCAUAGUAGUCAUAAAAGCAGGAAUAGUAGUCGGCAAGUCGUAGUUCAUAUAGUCUUUUUAUUUGGCAGGUAGUUCAUAAAGUCGAGAGAAAGAGAGAUAUUAUUUUUUGAGUGGUCUUUUUUAUUCAA